AUGAGGAACAUCCUUGUAUCUGUGCUGGUGGCACUUGCAGCCAGUUCGUUGACAUUCGCAAUUCCCCUGGCUUCCGACUUAAUAGCCGAGCGUCAAGCCUGCGAGAAUUCCCCAACAUCUAGAAGUUGCUGGGGCGAAUAUGACAUUGAUACCGAUUUUUAUACGACUUUCCCAAACACUGGUGUUAUACGAGAGUACUGGCUCUCCAUUGAGAACAAUACUAUCGCACCAGAUGGAUAUACUCGUCAAGUCUUGUCAUUUAACGGAACAGUACCCGGCCCAGCGAUCACGGCCGACUGGGGUGAUACCCUGGUCGUUCAUGUCACAAACAACCUUGAGUAUAACGGAACCACUGUUCAUUGGCAUGGAAUGCGACAACUCAACUCUGUUGAGUACGAUGGUGUUCCAGGUGUCACGCAAUGUCCGAUCGCUCCCGGAGAUUCUCUCACGUACAGCUUCCAAGUCACCCAAUACGGCUCUUCGUGGUAUCACUCCCACUUUUCACUGCAGUAUGGUGAUGGACUUGUUGGACCUUUGCUCAUUAACGGACCCGCCACCGCUGACUACGACGAGGAUCUAGGAUUGCUGUUUCUUUCUGACUGGUCCCACACUCCGGUUUUCCAAAUCUGGGACGUCGCUAAGCAAGGUGGACCGCCUACACUUGAAAAUGGCUUGAUUAAUGGCACAAACACAUUCAAUUGCGGCAACACUACUGAUGUGAACUGUGUUGGUGGUGGUGUCAAGCACGUCAACGUUUUCGAGGCUGGAAAGAAGUAUAGAAUGAGACUUGUCAGCUCUGCUAUAGACGGUCAUUUUCAAUUCUCUAUUGACGGUCAUGAUUUCCAAGUCAUUUCCAACGACCUUGUUCCAAUUGUUCCUUAUACAACAGACAACCUUCUUAUCGCCAUUGGUCAGCGAUACGAUAUUGUAGUUGAAGCUAAAGCAACACCCGGCAACUACUGGCUUCGAGCAGGAUGGGUGGACGCAUGCACACCCAACAAGAACGCGAAAGAUAUGACAGCUAUUAUAAGGUACGACGCAGACAGCACGGCUUUACCAACUACAAAUUCCGCUGUUACCAAAAUUGCAACUUGCGGUGACGAGGACAUGACCAAUUUGGUCCCUCACCUGGCAAUGGACGUUACCGCGAACUUAGCCACCGAUCUCGAACUUAACAGUUUGGGUUUCGUUGUCGACGACUACUUCAAAUGGCAACUCAACUCAAGCAGUCUCAUUCUCGACUGGAAUGCCCCCACAACGUUAAAGAUAUUCAACAACGAGUCCAUCUGGCCAACUGCAUACAACGUCCAGGCGCUCGAGAAUGGAGACGAUCCAGAAUCCUGGGCUGUCUAUGUCAUCGAAGACAACACCGGGUUGGGCAUCUCUCAUCCAAUUCAUCUCCACGGCCACGAUUUCUGGGUUAUCGCUCAAGACACCGGCCUGUUCGAGGCUGGGAAGUCGAAUAUCAACCUCAAGAACCCUCCUCGUCGUGACACCGCCACUCUUCCGGGUAACGGUCAUAUCGCUAUUGCUUUCAAGAAAGACAAUCCAGGAUCUUGGCUCCUCCACUGUCACAUCGCGUGGCAUGUCUCUGAGGGGUUUGCGAUGCAGUUCGUGGAGUCGGAGUCGCAAAUUUCUCUUACGAUGACUGACUCUGCGACUUUCGCCGAUACUUGCGAUGCUUGGCAGCCUUAUUCUUCGACCAUGAUCUAUCCGCAGGAUGACUCUGGCGUGUAA
Molecule: messenger RNA, 1737 nt
Organism: Glarea lozoyensis ATCC 20868
Lineage: Eukaryota; Fungi; Ascomycota; Leotiomycetes; Helotiales; Helotiaceae
Product: Cupredoxin
Exons: 3
Coding region: 1-1737 (578 amino acids)
Molecular function (GO): oxidoreductase activity; copper ion binding
Source: RefSeq, a predicted model, not a curated record